AUGAAGAAAAGGAGUCUAGCAGGUAAUUGUGGGAUCAUUGUAUUUGUGAUUGCCCUUGUGACUGUGGCAUUGGCUUUUGGCACGCCUAACUGGCUCGUCAGUGAUAAUAGGAUACGGGGAGCUAAAUUAGACAGAUUGGGUUUAUGGAGUCACUGCUUUAGAUCUCUACCGGAUCCUUUGGAUGCUUACCAAAGACGAUUUUUCGUAGGAUGUCGAUGGGUGUACGACCCCUUCACUACAGGAUAUGAUAAAAUCCGCGGAUACUUACUACCAGGAUUUAUGAUAGCGACACAAUUUUUUUUUACACUAUGUUUGAUAGGAGUUUUGGCCUCGACAAUAUUAGUUAUAAUAUUCUUCUUAUGUUGUGGGCCGAAUCAGAACAGAUAUGUUAUGAUUAUCAAAGUUAUAGGAUUCAUCAUGUUGGGUGCAGGAAUAAGUGGAGCUAUAGCAAUAAUAGUGUUCGCGUCAUUGGGAAACACUGAUGGAUGGAUGCCAGAUCACCCUAACAAUUAUUUAGGAUGGUCAUUUGGCCUGGGCGUCGUUGGGGUAAUAGCGUGUAUUGUAACAGCUGCCUUAUUCCUCACUGAAGCGAACAUCCAACAGAAGAAACGCAAGCUAAUGAUGGAAUCUCAGGCUCGCUUUGAAAUGGAAUACGAGUCAAAAGCG
Brenthis ino (lesser marbled fritillary) is the source of this 666-nucleotide messenger RNA. Lineage: Eukaryota; Metazoa; Arthropoda; Insecta; Lepidoptera; Nymphalidae. The record is from the annotation of a GenBank genome assembly.